AAUGUCUAUAUAUCCCCUAUUGCCGAUUUGCGUACUUGUGGAUAACUUAAUAUUAAAAUGGAGGAGAUAUCAAGUUUAGAUUCAUUUCAAACGGACGAAGCAAAUUCAUCUGCUCGACCAGAGUCUGAAAAUACGCAACAUUCUUAUAAAGAUGUGGAAGAAAAUACAGGGCAUGGAGGUGGUGGGGCGGGGGGUGCCAAAGAAAGUAACGCACCAGAUGAAGAAGGUGGGGCAAAUGAAGACGAUUUCGAACAAAUCUCAGAAGGGACAUUUGAAGUAGAUGAAAAUUCUCGUGCCACUUCAGCAGGUCCACCACCAGAUGAAAAUGCAGAGGGCGGUGGAAAAGGAGAACGAAGAUGAAGGAGGAGAAUCAAGAGAUUUGAAGAAGUUGAUGCAAAUGUAUCGGGAAAUAAUCCCAAUGUUGAAGAAUCAGAUAUGUUGGGAGAGGCUGACAACACUUUGCCGCAGUCUGUGAUGAAGAUGACAAUGCCAUGGACACUCAAAUAUAAGUCUUAUGAACGUAACGAUAAUGAGCAACAGGAUGAGUCUAUGGAACCUCUGCAGCAAGAAGCUGACGACGACGAUAGGAGGAAGGAGCAGAUCAACAAGAGAAUUCUAAUGAAAACAAGGGAUGAUGAGGAUAAUGAGGAUAAUGAGGAAGGUGACAAACCUGUUGAAAAUGUACAAGAACCAGAAGAAUCUGAUGUUUGCUUAAUACCUGACGAUACAGAAUCAACAGUUACGGACGCCGAAAAGGAAUCAGGCUAUAUUAGCUCGUGAAAUGCGGAAAAGAGAAGCGACGAGAAAGAAAAUAAUUCCGAAAAGAAUAAAGAUGAUGGCGAUAAGAAACAAGUGAAGACAACUGAAGCUGGCUCAUAUUCUCACGAAGCGCGUGCUCAAGCUAAUAAAGAAGCUGGAGCCGAAGCUCAAGGCAAUGAAAAAUCAAUCAAAUGUAAAUUAUUAUCAAUAUUCAAAAUUACAGAGAAUAAUUCCAACGAGAAUCCCGAUGGCGAGGAGCCGCUCUUAGAAGAACUCCACUCAAGUACAAAUGAAGCCAGUAGUGGAACGAAACAAUAUUUCCUGGAUUGUGUAACCACCACGCAAAAGUGUGUGCAGUGUAAUGAAGAAAACUGUGGUUUUCGUUUCAAAAAUCCCGAUACUUCAGAAUUUGAACAUUUAUGUGAUCAUACCUGUUCCACAUUAUUUAUGGAAGCAAAUGCUGGCAAAUAUUUUAUACGUCGUAAAAGUUCUUGAUUGAAGAAACUACCGGCUAGCGAAGACACUGAUGCCAAUAAACAUUCUUGUUUACAAUGUAAAGAGGAAAAAACGUGUAAAUAUUUCUUUAAAACAAGACGAUGACACUUUUACAUGUGUAACGAUGAUUGUUUCAAUCUACUAAUUGCCGAAGAGCCAGAGAAAUUCAAACUUAAGAGACACUCGAUUAGAGUACGCAAUAUCGGUGCUACCACCAUUUAUGAUAAUGGCAAAAAAUCCGGCGAACCUGAGUCGAGAGUAGUUGCUCGUACAUCGGCUGAAGCCGAAGCGGCUCGUCUAGAAAGAGCAGCUAGUUUUGUGCGCCGUUGUGCCGAUUGUUUCUCAGAAAUAACACUGGGCGACAAGAAUCUAUGGGAAACUAUGGAUUUUUGUAAUGAAAUUUGUUUGGGGAAAUAUCCGCGUACAAUUGGUGCCAAUUGUCAAACGUGCCAUGGAGAUGUUCCACACCCCAGCUUGGGCAAAUAUUGUGUGCGAUUUGGCUUUGAUGUGCGUCAAUUCUGUUGUGCAGCUUGUUUGAAUGAAUUCAAAAAGGGCUUGAAAACAUGUUCCUGUUGCCAGAAAGAUAUUUCAUCCGGUAAUGAAGGGUUCUUGGCCCCAGUAGGCGAUAAAGAACAGUUUAAGGAUUUCUGUUCUCAGUCCUGUAUGCGACGCUAUGACAAUAUUGCCAAUCCCAGAAGAAACAUGCGCAGCGAUGUAUGCGCGGUGUGCAAUAAUGAUAAAACAGUGCGCGUUGAAAUUAUUCUAGAUGAUAAAGAACACAAUUUCUGUUCAAAUCCCUGCUUUUCAGCUUUCAAAUUUGUCAGCAAUAUUGUGGCGGAUCAGUGUGGCAUGUGUUGCAAAUAUUUCGAGCGUAAAUCUACCGAAUCCUUUACCAUUUACUCGGAAAAACGUGCAAAGGUAUUUUGUACACGUGUCUGCCUUAACAUUUACAUAGUGCUCAAUCGUCGCAUCGUCUCCUGUCAAUGGUGUAAAGUGAAAAAAUAUAAUUUCGAUAUGAUUCUCAAACAGCAGGAUAGCCAGGAAGUUCAGAUGUGCUCCCUUAACUGUCUCACCCUGUAUGGCGUUUCGAUUAAUGCGUUUUCGCGCACUGUUACUAAAUGCGAUAAUUGCACAAAUAUGGCUACACCACAGUACCAUUUGACCAUGUCCGAUGCUUCUAUGCGUAAUUUUUGUACAUAUCAAUGUGUUAUGCAGUUUCAAAGUCAGUUCGCUAGAACUCCGCUUACCUUGGAGGCUGACAGUAAUCCUAAGUCAUCGAAUGUAUCGACUUCAAGCCAUCAAUCAAGCGGUAAAUCGGGUAAGGGAGCAGCACCAUUUCCAACGGGAUUGCCGAAACGUGUAAAACUGAAGGGUGAUCUCAACAACCAUCAUUGCAUGUAAAGUAAAAAUGAUUAUAUUCGACUGAGCUCAGCUUCCAAACAAAAACAGCCUACGAUGCCAGUAAUAUCAACAGUCUCAUCAUUGGCCAGUGGAGAAACUGAAACGAUGAUUGGUAAUGUUACCGUUAGACGAACCCGUGUACGCGGACGCAAAGCAGAAUCUCCACCACCACCUGCGCCGUCUUCAUCAGCCGUAACAAAUAAUAGCCAACUGAUGAGAGGACGAGCACGUAAAAGCGCCAUUAUUGAGCGUUCACUAACCCCCUCACCGCCCAGAACUAAUAGCAAACGUAGCGGUAGUGGUAGCAAUAGCAGUGUUAUGGAGAAAAUUGUCGAAAAGGUUACCGUACAAACGGAGACUAAGAUUGUUGCUGUCCCGCCGCAUCCGCCUGCUGUAAGAAAUGUAAUGACUAGUUGUAAGCCUCGUACAACUACAGUUGGUAUACAAUCUGAACCCGAAACGGCAACAGUGGGUACACAAACGGACAAGGAUUACUCGAACAAGGUAUUGAUACCUGUACCUGUGCCCAUUUAUCUGCCACAGCCGAUGUACAUUUCGGCACCCUUCCCAGUGCCAGUUCCUAUUCCACUUCCAAUUCCCGUACCUAUCUUUAUACCCACCACCCGUAACUCGGCCCAGGGUAUUAUGAAGGAAAUCAAAAAGAUCCAGGACAAAAUGCCAGCCGAUCCAUUUGAGGCUGAACUUUUGAUGAUGGCCGAAAUGGUAGCGGAAGAGAAACGAGAAUCUGACUCCGAUUCGGAAGAUGAAGUUAAACCAGAUCCAGCAGUUGUAUCAUUGCAAUACAAUAACAGUGUACAGCAGGUGGAUGUGACCAACAACGCUUACGGUGAAGAUGUCUUACAAAUGGCUCUUAAAAUGGCAACUGGGGAUUAUGAUCAGCCAACAAGUACGAUUGAUCUGGAAUCGGCUGUAACAGCUAAUACAAUAACUAAUCCUCCGCCUGGCAUGGUGCAGCACGAUGAUUCGAUGAGCCACAUGAGCGGUCAUCACAUGCAACAGCAACACCACAUGAUGGAUGCUCAAAGAGGUGCUCGUGGCCGUAAACGUGGCGCAUCCGUAGUUUCUUUAGUCUCUCCGCGCAACAAUCGCUCACCCGUUAAACGUCAACGCAUUGAAGAAAUGGAACAAACACCACAGCCACAACCGCAGCCAAUGCAACCUGUCGAAAAGCCAGAUGCCAACAUGUGCUUAAAAUAUACAUUUGGUGUUAACGCCUGGAAACAAUGGGUGAUGACUAAAAAUGCCGACAUUGAAAAGAGUUCGAUGAGAAGACGUCCUUUCAAAACCGAACUACUGCAAAUGACUGCAGAUGAGCUAAAUUAUUCCUUAUGUUUAUUCGUCAAGGAAGUAAGAAAGCCCAAUGGAACCGAAUAUGCUCCUGAUACCAUAUACUAUUUAGUAUUGGGAAUUCAACAAUAUCUUUAUGAAAAUGGACGUAUUGACAACAUAUUUACGGACACUUAUUAUGAACGUUUUACAGACUGCUUAGAUGAGGUAGCACGCAAAUUUUCCGUGCUUUAUAAUGAUUCGCAAUAUAUUGUUACACGUGUGGAAGAGGAACAUCUAUGGGAAUGCAAACAAUUGGGUGCCCAUUCACCGCACGUUUUAUUAAGCACACUUAUGUUCUUUAAUACAAAACAUUUCAAUUUAACUACCGUCGAAGAACACAUGCAAUUAUCAUUUUCACAUAUUAUGAAACAUUGGAAGCGUACUGGUCAAACAGCUAAAACACCUGGUUCGCGUAAUGUCUUACUACGCUUUUAUCCACCACAAGCUGGACUUGACGCCAAUCCCCGCAAAAAGAAGGUUUAUGAACAACAAGAAAACGAAGAGAAUCCCUUACGUUGUCCAGUUCGUUUAUAUGAAUUCUAUUUGUCGAAAUGUCCGGAAAGUGUUAAAACUCGCAAUGAUGUCUUCUACUUGCAACCAGAACGUUCAUGUGUACCCGAUUCACCAGUAUGGUACUCCACCCAGGCUCUCAGCCAAGAAGCAUUGCAGAAAAUGUUACAUCGUGUAAAAAUGGUUAAGGAAAUUAAUAUAGCGCUAUUGACAAGUUAAUCAUCCCAAUUUGAAAAAGAUGUUUUAGCAACGAAAAUACAGCACAUUUAAAUAAAAAUCACUAUGAUUUAAUUGCUGCUUAAAGCGUGCAAUUUUAUAGAAAUACUAAUUCACAUUAUUAUUAUUUUUUUUAAUAUUUUCAUAAUUUUUUAAUGGAAGAAAAUAAGAAAUAUAAAAACAAUAUUUUUUUAAACAGAAAAAAUAUCAAUAAAAAAAGUAAAAACAACACUUAAAGAAAAAUACACAGCAAAUUAAUCAA
This is a messenger RNA of Lucilia sericata (common green bottle fly), 4993 nucleotides long. It is a transcript of the gene woc, whose product is annotated as zinc finger MYM-type protein 4. Gene Ontology annotation, molecular function: zinc ion binding. The record is from RefSeq and is a predicted model, not a curated record. NCBI's taxonomy places the organism in Eukaryota, Metazoa, Arthropoda, Insecta, Diptera, Calliphoridae.